GAGCUCAUAGCAGGAUCCACACUGGAGAGAAGCCCUACAGCUGUGACCUCUGUGGUAAAACCUUUAGCCGUGCUAACAGUUACACAGAUCACCACAGGAUCCACACUGGUGAGAAGCCCUACAGCUGUGACCUCUGUGUUAAAACCUUUAGCAAUGCUAGACAUUUUACAGACCACUGCAAAAUCGACACUGGAGAGAAGCCCUACAUCUGUGACCUCUGUGGUAAAGCCUUUAGCCAGGCUUUCACUUUGAGAUCUUACUGCAGGAUCCACACUGGAGAGAAGUGCCUGUAUCCCAAUGUUACCACAUGGAUGGACGUUCUAAGGGCAGAACGGUUUUCACACCCAGAUGAUGGGCAAACUGGACUACACAUCAAGAGGUCACUCAGUCAGAGUAAUCGUUUGGAGGCAUGGACGCGAGAUGUUCCUUUCCUUCUGCGUCAGGAAGGAAGGCCAGUCACCGACCUGGCCUCAAAUCUGCCCCACCCCUACCAUACACAGUCUCUGGGACCCACUGCUGGGGGAUCCACCUUUUGCACCUCCCCUUACUGGCUUCAGAAGGUGAUGUAUGACCUUAUUUUGCUUCCAAAAUGGCUGCCCUUGUCCGUCAUGCAUCCUGUUGACUACUUCUUCAUCACACUAAGAACUUCACUGGUAACUUCACAACAGAGGCAGUCAGAAGCAUACAAGCCUUCUAUUAUGCCGUGUGCUGAAACAGAUGCCAUGCUAGUUCUACAAGAUGUCCAUGCUGGAAGGCAGCUCCCAUGUUCCCUUGCUGGUCAUGGGGUCCAGGGGUGAAGUCUGGCCAGCCUGCCUGUAUUCCUGGUGGACCGUUACCCCACCCUGUUAGGUGAGGACUGGAAAGCUAGUAUCCAUAGCCCAGAAUGUUGUUUUGGGAAAACAUGGUCAAUUAGUGGACUGUGAGUCAGUUUUCAAUGGAAUGGUCUUGAGUAAGACUUAUAUGACAUUCAACAUCCACUUCUUUUAAGACUUGUGACAAUGUGAACAAAUGCUCAUGAUAAGGAACAAUAUUCUUAUCAGAAAACAUUUGAAUUCAAUGUUUGAAUUCCAUGCUGUAAUUAUUUGUCAGAGAUAGCUGGCAUCCCUGCUCCAGGUGGUCUGAGUGGCCACUCCCUUGUUCCCCUGGAGACUAUGUCAGGUGGCCAGCCUGGAUUUGGACUGGCAAAAGGAUGUCAUAAACAACGAGAGAGCCAUUGAUGAGUGGCUCAUGGACUCAUAGAAAUAGAUAUUCUAUGGACAUCUGAGACCAUUCCUUCUGUUUCAACAAGCUUUGACUAAUGUCAUAUUGAACAAGUCUCAAAAGACACUGUAGCUGGUCUCAGUGAGGGUAAAAGGAAUCCCAUUUUUUACAAUAAAAAUGGACUGCAUUUAUACACCACUUUUGUACCUUGGUGGCACUCCAAGCGCUUUACAUUUGUUGCCUCUCAUUCACCCAUUCACACUCAUACAUUUACGGCGGCACAGCUGCCAUGCAAGGCACUAGCCUGCCCAUAGGGAGCAACAAUGAAAGAGGAAGUUAUUUUUCACCGUAAAAUGAAUUAUGAACCGAUUAUUAAAUGAUGUUUUGCUACACCUCUCCUGACUCCUGUGCUGUCUUAUAUUUCAUAUUGAGUGAAAAAUUAACCAGGAUAUUCAGCAAAUUGUUAGGCUAUUUGAUAAAACUAGGGAAAUGCCUCUUGUACCAAUCACAGUGCAUUUACAGUGCAGUUCUUGUUAGGAAGUGUGCUGGAGGCAGGCAGACCAUGUUAAAGGCACCCGACCAAGAAGGACUGGGCUACUCCUUCAUGCAACAUUGUAACGCCCCACAUCCAGGGAUCUCCGGGAAUCUCACUCCAAACUUGACGACCCUGUAGUAAAUGAAUAAUAAAAUUCAUAGUUUACCCACCUAAAAUGUUACCACUACACCACUGCUACAUUGUGAUCCGCCAGCCCGUUAUGUAAAUCUGACUUUUGAGGUAAAGGGUCAACCACAAUACAGAUCAUCGAUAGCUAAUUGUCCUUACAGGAUUACUAUGGAGUCACAUGCAUACCAUAAACAUCUAUAAAAAAUAUGUGUAUGGUUGAAAGAAAGCAUUUAGUCAUAGUUCUCGCAGUAACACCAAUUCCUGAUGGCAACAUGACUGUUAGGAGUCUUCUGCCUUCUUUGUUAGGCUGUCACUCA
Hypomesus transpacificus is the source of this 2181-nucleotide messenger RNA. Its product is annotated as arylsulfatase K-like. The coding region runs from base 312 to 797 and encodes 161 amino acids. The record is from RefSeq and is a predicted model, not a curated record. The transcript has 5 exons. Lineage: Eukaryota; Metazoa; Chordata; Actinopteri; Osmeriformes; Osmeridae.